This is a messenger RNA of Dictyostelium discoideum AX4, 558 nucleotides long. RefSeq lists its product as hypothetical. The record is from RefSeq and is a predicted model, not a curated record. Bases 1 to 558 code for a protein of 185 amino acids. Lineage: Eukaryota; Evosea; Eumycetozoa; Dictyosteliales; Dictyosteliaceae. The transcript has 2 exons.
AUGGUUUUAAUUUUACCAGCAAGAAGAAAAUUUUUAUCAAGUUUAAAAGAAGAUUGUAAAAUAAAUUCAAUUAAAUGUGAAGAUGAUUCUUUAGAACAAAUUACAGUUGAUUUAUUUAGUGGUAACCAAAAAAGUGAGGCAGUAUUAUAUUUUGAAUGGAAUAAUUUAGGAUUAAUGAAUAGAAUUAAUGAACAAUAUCAAACGGUUCAUUCAAUGAAAUUAGCAAUUGAAAAUUUCUUUUUAUCACAUGGUGGUAUUAGUAAAAAUCAUUCAAAUAGUUCAAUAUUAUUUUAUAAUUGGAAUCAGUUGGUUCAUAGUUUAACAUUAUUCUAUGAGAAUAAAGAAUUUAAAUGGAUUAAACGUCAAGAUAGUAUUAAUGAUAUUGGUAUUGGUUACAUUUUCAGUAAAACAAUUGAUGAUUCUGAACCAUUAAUAACAAGAUUACCUUACCUUUUCAAUUCUAUGGUAUUAGAUUCAAAAGAUACAAAACAUUCUGAAAAAGAAAAUAUGGAAAAUUUACAAUCAUCUGAAUCUGAUAGAAUUAGAGCAAAACAAUAA